AUGAAACAAACUAAAUCAUAUACUACAACAAGUAGAUCAUCAAUACUAAGAUUCAAAAAAUCUCAUAGAAUAGUUAUACUAAUCAUUUUACUAUGCAUACUACCAAUCAUUUAUUUAUACCAAAUCAAUUCACAAAAUGCUUAUAGUGUCAAUGAUUCAGAUGACUCUAUCACAACAAGUUCACACUUAGCUUCAGAUAAAUCAAAUCCUGCAUCAUUAUCCGAAUUAUUAUCAACACCAUCUAGUCUAUCAUUAAUAGCUACACCUAGACCUACAAAUUUAUCAGCUGAAGAAAUAGAAGCCAUUAAAAACCCAAGCAAGUUUCUUGGUGAUAUACAAGAGAUGUCCAGAAAUGAAAAACCAUCAUACAUGAAUUUAAACCUAGCUAAAAAUAGAGAACCAAAAAAUUAUUUACCAUUGACUAAUGACAAUGAGCAAGAUCUUGAAUUUUUUGAAAACCCAAUCAAGAAAACACAACAGAAACUUAAUCAUGAAAAAUUAAAUAUUAAUCUCCCAGAAAUGGAUCCUUCUACAUCUUCAUUCAAUUUUAGAAUUUAUUCACAUAAUGUUAAAAAUGGAAAUGGAUUAACUCCAUUAAGAGAUGGAGAAUAUAAAUGGGAAGACAGAUUAAAAGAUAUACUAUCAUCUAUAAAAUUUAAUAUUGUGGAAAAUACAAUUUUUACAUUACAAGAACUUUAUAAAUUUCAAGUAUUAGAUAUUGUUCAAAAUUUGAAUACUUUCAGAGAUGAUGAAGAAGAUUGGUGGAAAUAUUAUGGGGUUGGUAGAAUUAAUGGAGAAGAAAUGGGAGAAUUUGUUCCAAUUAUAUAUAAUACUAAAGAAUGGGAAGUUUUACAUAGUGAUUCGUUUUGGCUUAAUGAAAGAGAUCUUUAUAUGUCUUAUGAAGGUUGGGAUGCAUUAUACACUCGUAUUUGUUCAUUUAUAAUACUUAAACACAAAAAAACAGGUCAUAUUUUAAAUUUUUUCAAUACUCAUUUUGAUCAUUUUGGUAAAUUAUCAAAAUGGGGAUCAGCUCAUUUAGUUACUGAAGUUAUUAGACAAUUGGAAAAACAAUCUAAAAAUGAAUGGCCAACUUUUUUAAUGGGAGAUUUUAAUUCUGAACCAAAAGAUGAAAGUAAUAGCAUUUUGGUUAUUAAAGAUUUAUUACGUGAUGCUACAACAUUAACAGUUCCUGGUAUAAACAGAUAUGGACAUGUGAAAUCAACAGUUACUGGAUUUGAUGGAUCAGUUUUAAAUGGAGGUGGACAAAAUAUAGAUUAUAUAUUUGCCCCAAGUUAUUCCAAAAAAUUAGACAAUAAAGGAAUUAAAAUCAAUUUAAGAAAAAAUUGUGAAUAUAUAAAAUUAGGUACAGAAUCUUCUAAAUUUCAAGAUAAUUUUGAUUUAAUUUUAAAACAAUUUGGUAUGUUACAUUCAAAAUUUAAUGGUAAAUAUAUGUCAGAUCAUAGACCAAUAGUUGCAGAUUUUAGAAUUUCACCAAAAUGUAUAAAUUUAAAUGAAAAAUUAAAAGAGCAAGAAAUACUAGAAAAACAAGAGUUUAAUAUUGAUCAAGAUACAAAACAACAGGAACAAAAUAAAUUAAUAAAUUGGUUAAUUAAUGGUGAUUCUGUUGAUAACAAAGAAAAAGUACAUGAUAAUCAAGAUAACAAAGAAAAAGUCCAUGAUAAUCAAGAUAACAAAGAAAAGGUAUAUGAUAAUCCAGAUAAUAAGGUAAAAGUACAUGAUAAUCCAGAUAACGAAGUUGAUGAGCAAGUUGUAACUGACACCAAAAAAGAAAGUGCUAGAGCAGAGGAUAACGUAGUUGAAGACAAUGAACUCCAGAACCCUGAUGUUAACGGUGAUAAGCAAUUAAUUGAGUAA
Lodderomyces jiufengensis is the source of this 1875-nucleotide messenger RNA. RefSeq lists its product as uncharacterized. Gene Ontology annotation, molecular function: 3'-5'-RNA exonuclease activity. The record is from RefSeq and is a predicted model, not a curated record. The transcript has a single exon. Bases 1 to 1875 code for a protein of 624 amino acids. NCBI's taxonomy places the organism in Eukaryota, Fungi, Ascomycota, Pichiomycetes, Serinales, Debaryomycetaceae.